AUGCGGAAAUCGCAUAAGCUUGGUUCCAGGUCGUUCCUUGGUUCCAACCAGGCCACAGAACGUCAUCCUACUGAGCUGUCGUCGACCGGGGAGACUAUUGCUGGAAACAUCAGCCAUGAACAUAAUGCUAUCUCUCUCUUUCGCGCGGCCGCAACUGGAAAUAUCGCUCUGCUGGAACGACUGCGCCAGUCUGGUGCAGAUAUAUGUUCGGUUGGAGUUGAUGGCUCCAACGCACUGCAUGCAGCGGCGAGGGCUGCAAACGUGCAAGCCGUAGAAUAUCUUCUUUCGCUAGGCGUAUCAUCCAAGGAGUACAACGGAAAGGGUAGAGUUCCUUUACAUGAAGCAGCACUAGGUGGUAAUUGGAAGGUUGUGAGUGUCCUCAUGCGGAACAAUUGCGAUUCGAAUGGUAGCAUCUCCAGUCCCGACAUAUUGGCCCCCUACAUUAUCCAGUCCGAGAAAGUUAGCGCAAUCGGAGCUUUCAUUCAGCAUUUCGGCAAACAAGUCAUUGAUCAGGGCGACCGACCAUUGCUACUUUUGGCCGCGAGGAAGAGCCCGGCGAUCAUGAGUCUACUCCUUAGUCAUGAAAACCUCAAGAUUACCCAGGGAGGUUCCUGGCGAACGUCCGCAUUACACAUCGCGGCAGAGAGUGGAAAUGUAGAAGUCUUACGGCUACUUCUUACUUACCCAGGUACCAAUAUCAACGCACAAAGACUCCUACGGCUCCGCGGUGAAUCCAUAUAUCGUGCAACACCUCUCCAAGUCGCGUUAAUAUUCGGCCACGAGGAGAUGGUUAGAUUUCUACUUGCUCAAAAAGAGCUAAAGUUCGACGGUAGUUAUCCGUGGCCAAAGGAGGAGAUCCACUUGACCAUGAAAUUCCGUCAAUAUCGUAUGGGUCAGAUCCUCCUACAAGAUCAUAGGGUGCAACACAAUGAUCUUAUAAGUCCCCUUCUUCGAGAGAUUGCCGAGGGCAAUGAGGAUAAGGCCUUGGAUCUGAUUCGCAGAGAUAUCUCUUUUCUACCAGCUUAUCAGGUUGAUGCUUGGCAAAAUCCUUUCAACUGGGCGAUUGCGUUGGGCUAUAGCAAUCUCGCAAAGCGACUUAUGGAGAGUCCUGUCAUCGACGUUAAUGCUGGGAAGGGACAAAACUUUCUCCCCACAGAAAUUGCCGCGGGAAAUGGCGACCAAACGACUAUGGAACUACUUAUAGGGCAUCCCAGUGUUAUUAUGGGCGGAAGACCUCUUUACGAGGCUGUCAAACACAAUCAUCUCUCGAUGGUGGAGCUAUUGCUCUCGUGCCCAAAGAUCAACGUUUCUACAUCAGCGCCUUUGACUGAGGCGGUGAAACAGGGUAAUCAUGAGAUAAUCAGGAUGCUGCUUCGCUAUCCCCGAAUUGAUGUGAAUGCGAAACCUGCUGAUUGGGACGACACGGCGUUGUCCAUGGCUGUGCGGCGUGGUAAUCUCGAUAUCAUCCGGCUAUUACUCGAUCACCCAAUGAUUGAUGUCAACGCUACGAUAAUAUACAGCGAUCGCAACUCAACGGCACUCGAUAUCGCUCUCCGCAGAGAUGCUACCACAAUUAUCGAGAUCCUACGAAGCUACGGGGCGAAAACUGUGAAGGAAUUGAAGCAGAGUUUACAAUGA
Molecule: messenger RNA, 1638 nt
Organism: Didymosphaeria variabile
Lineage: Eukaryota; Fungi; Ascomycota; Dothideomycetes; Pleosporales; Didymosphaeriaceae
Exons: 1
Coding region: 1-1638 (545 amino acids)
Molecular function (GO): protein binding
Source: RefSeq, a predicted model, not a curated record